Platichthys flesus (European flounder) is the source of this 1084-nucleotide messenger RNA. RefSeq names its product atonal bHLH transcription factor 1b (gene atoh1b). The transcript has a single exon. Bases 90 to 731 code for a protein of 213 amino acids. Lineage: Eukaryota; Metazoa; Chordata; Actinopteri; Pleuronectiformes; Pleuronectidae. The record is from RefSeq and is a predicted model, not a curated record. Gene Ontology annotation, molecular function: protein dimerization activity.
GUGCAACCCACCCCAGAGACGAGGACAGCAGCCAGCCUUCUCCUGUGUGACCUUCCCCUGUCGCGCACGACCACGGGCCCUUUACCGCGAUGACCGCACACGCACAGAGCUCCAGCUGGCCGGAGUACCCCGAGGAUUUCAGCCUGGCCCACAUCAACUCCAAAAGUUGGAUGGCUUCAAGCGCAGUCCGCGCGUACUCGCGGAGGGACGCGCACGGCGCCACAGACGCAGGUAUCUCACUGGAGAGAUUCGGGCCAAUGUCGAGUGAGGACCCCGAGUGCGUGUCGUCCGCAGAGACGGACUGCGAGAGGGAGGCGGAGGGAGGCCAGCGGAACCACUGCGGCCCCGUGAAGCACCGGCGCGUCGCAGCCAACGCCAGGGAGAGGAGGAGGAUGCACGGCCUGAACAAAGCGUUCGAUGAGCUGAGGAGCGUCAUCCCGUCGGUGGAGAACGAGAGGAAGCUGUCCAAGUACGACACCCUGCAAAUGGCGCAGAUCUACAUCACGGAGCUGUCGGACCUCCUGGUCGGCGUGGUCCAGACGGAGUGCAUGAGUCCGUGUCAAGGCUCGGCGGACAAGGCCUCCAUGAGGGGUCACACCGCCUCUCUGGGUCACCUCAUCAUACUGGGAGCGCCAUCCGAGCGGGGGUCAAACCAAUCCACAACCUCUUUCAGUGAUGGGGAGUCCUCACACCUCAGUGACAUGGAGGAAAGUCAGAGUGGGAGACAGUGACAGACAUUCACCACCGACCGCUUACACUCAGUGUCUGUUUGGGAACCAAAUAUCACAGCUUGUAGAAAUGUUGAUCAUAUGAUUGAACUAUGUUCUCCUGUCAUGAUUUUUUUAGCUUAGAUGUUGCACAGCCAAAUGAAAGAAAAGUUCUGGUAACAGUCAAAAACAUUUUCUAAGAUCUUUAAUUUUUUACUUCCUUAGGCCAUCAUGAACUUCCAAGGCCUUUUAAUGCACUUUAUAUGCUCUGAACAUCACUGGUGACAUUUCCUGUGUCAUUGGUGACAUUUGUAUAAAUUAAAAACAAUUAUUUUGAUAUUUAUGUUUAGCUAUGGGGUAUUUUAUGAUAAGGAUUG